CAUCACUUUGCUUGUUCCAGUAAAAUAAUUUGUAAAAAUUUGUUAAGUUCUUUAAUACAUAAUUUCCAGGAUUUUAACAGCUGUUAAGGCGUUGCUGUAGAGCAAACGAUUCUGAGGUUAAAAGCUAAGUGAUAAUGAUUGACUGUUUAUCAGUAGAGAGGUGAAUUAAGAAAAGCAACCCCGUCUGGUACUAAUAGGAACACGGAAGUUAAGUUUUCUGUAGCGCAAACCCAGAGAUACUAAUUUACGUCAGUUAAUUAUGGCCAGCCCUCGCACUAGACGAGUGUUGAAUGAUUUGAAGCCAAACAAUGAUAACACAAAAUGUUUUGAAUGUGGAACCCACAAUCCGCAAUGGGUAUCGGUAACAUACGGUAUUUGGAUUUGUCUAGAAUGCUCCGGAAAACAUCGAGGAUUGGGUGUACACCUUUCAUUCGUGCGUUCAGUCUCAAUGGAUAAAUGGAAGGACAUCGAGCUAGAAAAAAUGAAAGUUGGUGGAAAUAGGAAUGCUCGGGACUUCUUCGACAAUCAAGAAGAUUGGGAUGAUACACUGCCAAUGCAAAAGAAAUACAACACUCGCGCUGCCGCUUUGUAUCGCGACAAAAUAUCUAUACUUGCUCAGGGAAAUCCCUGGGAUCAAGCAACAGCCUUACGGCGGAUUAAAGAAGGGGGGUAUUCAAGUUCCCAUUCGAAUAGCAACAGUGGUUUAACUCACUCAAGAAGCAGUGGAUCUGUCCAAUCAAGUGGUUAUUCUUCGUCAUCCGGCGGUUACCAGAACGGAGCAGGCUAUCAGGAUAUGGGUUACCAGCAGUUCAACACAGCGGAGUUCAAAUCUCAGAAGGAAGAGUUUUUCAGUCGCAAGCAGGAGGAAAAUGCUUCCCGGCCAGAACAUUUGCCUCCAAAUCAAGGCGGCAAAUACGCUGGUUUUGGUUACUCUCGAGAUCCGCCACCGCGAAGUCAAUCGCACGAGUUGUUCGAUUCGGUGCAGUCGUCUCUGGCGAGCGGUUGGAGCGUCUUCUCCAAAGUGGCCAACGUUGCUAGAGAGAACGCGUUGAAGUAUGGAAGCAUAGCGUCGCAAAAGGUAGUUGAGGUUUCUGGUACAGUAACCGAUAAGGUUAAAGAAGGGACACUUCUGGAGGGAGUUGGUUCGCAGGUUUCAAGCCUAGCUAAUAAGGUUGGAGAGGUUGGCCGCAAAGGUUGGAGCAAUCUCAGUGGUACAAGUAAUUAUAGUGCUCCUGGUGGGGGCGACCAUUACGAUUCAUUUCCGUCAGAUACUGGAUCCAACAGUCCCGGCACCGGGUACCAACGGUCUUCUUCAAAUGGAAAGUUAAGCGGCUAUGGAGGCAGCGGCAAUGGAACGGAAUGGAACUCUUGGAACAACGAUAGUAAUUCCAACGCAGUUACAUCAUAUCAAAAUCCGGAAAACGAUGAUCAAUGGAAUGGUUUUGAGUCUCACGUGUCCAAUAAACCAACGAAUGAUUUUGGACAGCAAAAUGCUUCCUUGAUUACAACGACUGCGUCUAACGAUGUUGUAAAUCAGAAUACGUCUAGCUCUAGUACCAGAAGCAGCUUAAAAAGCAAGCAGACUGCGUCAUUGGAAAGUGACUUUGCUUCGUUAGACGUGAAAAGUAGGACCGUUAGUAAGAAAAAUAAUAAUCCUGCCGAAGAUGAUUUAUGGAACAUGUUAAAUAACUAGACGAACUUCAAGGUCGCACGGAAAAGUUUCAAAGGGUUUUAUCAACUUAAUUACGUCACUUGUGCAUGCGUUGAAUGCCAAUGAUAUUUUUUUAUUGUUUUAUUCUUAAUAGAGAUUUGUAAACAGCGCCUAAUAAUUUUACAGCUCUUUCAUAUAUUUGUUGCUUUUAGCAGAAAGAAACUUAAUCUUGAGUAAAAGUUUGUAAAAUUUUAGUCAAAAGUAGAGCAGAUGCUAGAAACAAAUUGUCAGCGAAAUUAUAUAUACAACAGCAGAACAAUAGCAAAAAUGAAAUACAUCAUAUAUUUAUAUAAUGAGCAAGCAGUAUAACCUAAUAGAACAUUCUAUAAACUAUGGUACAUAUAUGUC
Sabethes cyaneus is the source of this 2059-nucleotide messenger RNA. RefSeq names its product ADP-ribosylation factor GTPase-activating protein 1 (gene ArfGAP1). Gene Ontology annotation, cellular component: Golgi membrane. The record is from RefSeq and is a predicted model, not a curated record. The coding region runs from base 260 to 1693 and encodes 477 amino acids. NCBI's taxonomy places the organism in Eukaryota, Metazoa, Arthropoda, Insecta, Diptera, Culicidae. Gene Ontology annotation, molecular function: GTPase activator activity. The transcript is spliced from 6 exons. Gene Ontology annotation, biological process: regulation of ARF protein signal transduction; regulation of endocytosis.